Messenger RNA from Lithohypha guttulata, 1548 nucleotides. It is a transcript of the gene CAR2, whose product is annotated as ornithine aminotransferase. Gene Ontology annotation, cellular component: cytoplasm. The record is from RefSeq and is a predicted model, not a curated record. Bases 1 to 1548 code for a protein of 515 amino acids. The transcript has 2 exons. Gene Ontology annotation, molecular function: pyridoxal phosphate binding; identical protein binding; L-ornithine transaminase activity. Lineage: Eukaryota; Fungi; Ascomycota; Eurotiomycetes; Chaetothyriales; Trichomeriaceae.
AUGUCUCCUGUCGCCACAAACGGCGUAAGCCAAAAUGGCACGCACCUGAAUGGUACCAAGACUAAGAUCGACCAGAACGCGUCAAGAACGUUUGAUAAGUCGAGGUACCAUGCCUCCUCAUCCGAUGAGGCUAUUCACUCCGAACACACAUAUGCUGCGCACAAUUACCAUCCCUUGCCAAUAGUUUUCGCCCGAGCACAAGGCACGAAAGUAUGGGAUCCAGAAGGGAAGGAAUACCUCGAUUUCCUGUCUGCAUAUUCCGCGGUCAACCAGGGCCAUUGCCAUCCAGAGCUCGUCAAGGCAUUGGUAGAACAAGCACAAACACUAACGUUAAGCUCGAGAGCAUUCUACAACGAUGUCUUCCCACGUUUCGCUCAGUUUGUCACCAAGUACUUCGACUUUGAUAUGGUAUUGCCGAUGAAUACUGGAGCUGAGGCUGUAGAAACAGUUGUCAAAAUUGCGAGAAAAUGGGGCUACAAGGUGAAGGGUAUUCCAAAGGAUGAGGCCAUGGUCUUUAGUGUAGCUGAAAACUUCCAUGGUCGAACAUUCUCCGCUAUCUCCAUGUCGACUGAUCCAGAGUCAAGAGACAAUUAUGGCCCAUAUCUGCCAAAUAUUGGCUCUGCAUGCCCAGCAACUGGUAAAAUCAUUCCUUUUAACGACCUUCCAGCACUCAGAGAAGCCUUUGAGAUUCAUGGUAAGACACUUGCCGGAUUCCUGGUUGAGCCAAUCCAAGGUGAAGCUGGUAUCGUUGUACCGUCCGAUGACUAUCUGAAGGAGGUCCGAGCACUAUGUGAUAAGCAUAACGUCCUCAUGAUCUGUGAUGAGAUUCAGACAGGAAUUGCACGGACUGGAAGACUACUCUGCCAUGAAUGGUCAGGUAUCAAGCCAGAUCUUGUGACUCUUGGCAAGGCGAUUUCGGGUGGAAUGUAUCCUGUUUCGUGCGUCCUAGGUCGAAAGGAUGUGAUGCUAGUCAUCGAACCAGGCACGCACGGCUCUACCUACGGCGGCAACCCAUUAGGCUGUGCCGUUGCUAUUCGAGCUCUCGAAGUGGUGCAAGAAGAGAACCUAGUCGAGCGAGCCGAGAAGCUCGGUCAGAUGUUCAGAGAUGGCCUCCGAGACCUUAACAGUGAUAUCAUCACCACAAUUCGAGGCAAAGGUCUACUCAAUGCCAUCGUUAUCGACGAAACAAAGACAAACGGUCAUAGUGCUUGGGACUUGUGUAUGCUGUUGAAAGAGAAAGGAUUACUGGUUGGUCGAGCCCUUAAGAUUGCUCACGUCAAGAAGUCAUCCGGACCACAACCUGCGCAGGAGACACUGACUACUGACAAUGCUAAUGGGCAACCACAUGCUAACGAGAAUAAGGCCAAACCAACACAUCAGAACAUCAUCCGACUCGCACCACCACUUGUGAUCACGGAAGAGGAAGUCAAGAAAGCUCUGUCAAUUAUUGGCGAGGCCUUGAAGGAGCUGCCGUCGCUAAAGGGCAAGAAGGAAGACGAGAUCAUCCCACCACAAGAGAAGAAUGUGCAAAUAGGAAUUGAGAACUAA